AUGGUUGAAUAUAUUUCAAAGGCAAACUUACCUGGUGAAUGUGAACGACAAACUUACAUUGGUCUAGUUACCGGAGUAUUUCGCCUUAUCAAUUCCUUGUUCACUCCAGAAACGGCUUUAGCCGUGCUACCCACUGUAGUGAAAACACAGUUAUCUGUCGCUUUAUUGGAUGUAUCGGUGCUCAUUGAAUCAGAAUUUGCAAGGGAAUCACAAAAGUUUGGACUGCCAGCCUAUAUAGCUCUCUUCAAUUCUACAAUUUAUUCAACUUGGUUACUCUUUCAACAGCUUCGACUGUCCAUGUUCAGUUUAGUUGGUUUUCUUGAUAUUAGUGAAUCCUUUCAUAUACCCGAUUCAACAAAUGAGCAGGUUAAUGAAGCCAAUUUGAAUUUAGCCAUGGAAGCUGUAAAUUCACUUGAUAUAACUGGAUCGACACGUUUUGCUUCCAGUUUUGUACAAUUUCUUAGUGAGUUCUAUAUUACUCAUCAGAACGCUUCAACAACAGUUAUACGGCGUGGUCAACUUAUUCUUCUUAAGUUGCUUAGCCAUGAAAUGGUAGCCAUUCGUAAAACAACUUACUCUCAUUUGCUCAAACUGUUGAAAGUGUCCAUUAAUCCUAAUUUCGCUGCUAAUCCAUCGUCUUCAUUGGAAACUGUGAAUUUUUUGCUUGAAGAUGAAAUCUUAUAUGAAUGGAUUAAUUUUGGUUUAAAAGAUGAAAAUUCUGAGGUCACUUCAUUGGCUUCCGAAGCAUUCGCUUUGUUGUUGAAUUCAUAUGAUUAUAUUAGUGAUUCGGGAUGGAAAAAGUUACAUCGUCUAUUAAUUGAACCAUCUUCACCUAGUCCGUCGAUAAAAGUUUUCAGGCCUAUUACCAUAUCCUUGGGUCCAUUCGCCUUUAAAAAUCAACAAACGUCAAACUCAGAUAUUAAUACUCUUGGUAGUGUUGCACUCGAUUGGUGUUUGGGUCGUAUGAGUCCUAUCGGUAAACAGAAUUUAGAGGAUCAAAACUUGGAUAGACGCAGUUUAUUGCACAUUGUAACAUCAUGUUGUCGUUUAUUGUUACAUCCUGUUGGUGAAGUACGUUUUGAAGCUGCUGCUGUCAUUAGUUGGUGUUUACAAUUUCGUUGGAAUAACAUUCUAUCUAGUAGACCGAAUUCUUCUACAACAAUUACUGAAAAUCAUAUAGAUGAGAUAUCUUCAACUUCUAGUAAUUGUCGUGUAAUUACUGGAAUUAGUACUCAAAUAGAAGUUAGUGAAUCUGAUCAUAAACAUAUUUGCAAGACAAGUACACCAGUGCUUUAUAUCAAUUCAAAUUUAUGUACUGAGAAUUUGCAAAAUCGAUUGGUGACACAAGCCAAUUGUAAACCACCUCCAAUUCUUUUUAACCGAGAACAGAUAACAUCUAUGAAUCUUGGCAAUGAUUCCCUAGAGCCUAUUGAGUAUUUAAUUCAAAUGAUGAAAAUUUUGGCGGAUGACCAAGGAAAUAUAAAUGCGAGAAAAGCUGCCAUUGAACAAGUGAUCAUAUCUAUUCGGCGCCCUGCACUAUUAUCCGCUUGGCGUAUACACCAUGGACCUGAAUUUUUACUGAAUUGGUUUACUCAGGUUGUAAAUGAUUUGGUACUAUCUGUAAAACAAAAUCAGUCUCAGGAUCUUUUUAAUCCAAUAAUUAAUUCAAAUUCUACUGUUUUUGUCCUUACACCAUUGAUGGUACAAUUAGCUUGUCUAGCUGCUAUAUGGGAUACAUCGACACGAAUAAUUUUCUCUUGGGAACCAGACUUUCUGUUUAAUAUUAUUUACCUACUGAUAGUAUUUCCUGGUUCGAAGAAUUUUUGGCGUGAUCUAGUUGACCUGAUUACUUUGAUCGCCUUCACUCCUGUUAUUCAAGUUUCAAACGAAAAUCCUAUUUGUUUGCCAGAAGAAGUUGUAGCUGGAUAUCAGUUACCUUUUGCAUGUCCAACUUAUUCAUUUCGUUCACAGUGGCGUGAUCCUAAUGGUAACGAAAUAGUCAGUCCUUUUCGAUCUCUCUGUAAAUUAGCCAAUUGUACAAAUGAAGAUCAAAAUACACAAAUUUUGCGCCAUUUAGUUAGACGAAAUUUUCGAUAUCUUUGGUCUUUUGCUUGUCAUAAAGGUGUAUCAAAUUUAAUUACUCAUACAUUAUCGAUACUUGGUGCUCUUCCUGAUCCAAAUUUAGUAGAUCCAUCUAAUUUAGAUGUGUGUCUUAAACGAGCCUGUGAAUAUAGUCCUCUUCUCAGUCAGUUCUCCUUAUCGUGUUUAGAUGUUACGCUUCUACUCGUCAGCCAUCCAACUUCAAGUUUUCUACUCAGUUUAGCCUGUAUUCGUCAAGCGACAAAUCAUUCCUGUUUUUUGAAAUCAUUAGGACUUCUUUAUCGGUCAUUGUCAGCUCAUAAAAUACAUCAUCAUUGUCACAGUAUCACCAGAAAUUGUUUAUCAACCGAGGUGAAUACUAAUAUUGAAAUUGAUACUUCUAAAAUUUUUUGGUGGACUUAUGCACAGCUGGAUAGAUUUAUGACCACUUUGCCAUCUUGUUCAGCUGAUUAUAAUCUUCUUGCUUCACUACUGUGUACUAUUCAUGAGGUUGGAUUUCACUUAAUUCCGUCAACUUUGAGUAACUUUAUCCAUUCGUCUAAAGAAUAUCUGUGCAAUUGGUUGAUGUCACUUAUUGGAGACACACAAGGUCCACUAAGUUACUGUCUACUGCAACCUAAAGCUGGGAUUGGAGAGACGGAUAGUUCACGCCUGAUAUCUUCAAAACAACAUUUAAUUUACCAUGAACUUCCCUAUUUAUUAAGUGAUCUUUUCGAUUCCCUUGAUAAAUUGAAUAAUGUGCCAGAAGACAGCAAUCCAAAUAGUAUUAUUACAAAAUAUGCUGAACCACAGUUACACAGCAUUUGUGACUUGAAAGUAUACCAAGUGUGUUUCCAAUGGGCUUGCAAUACUUUGAAAGAAUUUGUCAGUUCUCCGUUCUCUGAUUUGGUUCGCUUGAAUCUAUUGGCUAACAUAUUAGUUCGACUAACAUCACCUAAAUUUGCCGAGAUUAUUCUUAUCCUAAGUGAAUGUGGACUAAUGGAACGUUUACUUAAUUCUGUGUCAAAAAUUCUAUCAGUAUUUAUUCAACGACGUAAUCAUCAAGCUAAUAAUUCAUUCAUGGGAUCUUCUGUUAUCGUAUUAUUUCUAAUGACAAUGAAUAACUUAAUUCAUAUUUUAUCUGGUCAAGUAUUUAUGCGACAAUUAGACUUAGAUGAUAUUUUAUCAAACAAUAUGGACUGCUUCCAUAAAUAUAUUGCUUGGAUUGACGAAGAAUGGCUCUUACAAAGUUUAACUUAUCGUCGAAUUGAGAUUCGGGCUCUGGCUUUGUCGAUUCUAAGUCUUGUGUGUUCAGUCCCAGUUUGGCUUCAUCGAUUACUAACCCACAAUGUUUCUGCCGAGACACGAGCACGAUUAUCUAGUGGUUUACUAAUAUGGUCUUCUCCUGGUGCCAUUUGGGAAAUAGCUUUUCAUUUCCUAUUGGAUUCAUCUGAAGCUUGUUGGGUCCGUGCAAUGGGAGCUCCUAUAGUAAAUGAAUCUGCAUUAAAUAGUGCAGAAGAAGCAGACCAAACUAACUCAUACAAUUCAAGUGAAUUGUUUUCUAUGGGAAUCAAUUCAGCUACUCCAAGAAGACAAGCAGCACCGAUUAAUAUUGCGCACGCUAACGUAGCUACUGUGAAUCUGCAAGAUAUUCUCAAUUCAGAUCAAUCUUCUCAACAGUUAAAAGAAAACAUAACUCAUCUAAUAGAUGUUUUGAAGCCUUGGACUGAUGAACUAUUCACAGAAGAUAGCGUAGUAACUGAUAUAGAUCAACAGACGCAUUCCUUGCCCGUGCGUAUCUCAGAACCCCCAAAGAAUGUUAUUAUGCCUGUUUAUUUAGAUCCAAAUACAAAUCUCUAUCUUAUUGGUCUGCCUGCUUUACAUCAGUUAUUAGUCUCAAAAGCGUUCUUUAAAUAUCUCUAUCGUUUGCUCACAUCCCAUUUACCUCAAACAAUGUUCACCGUAUCGUAUUGGCAUCGACUCACCUUUCUAUCUCACAACAAAACUGAACAGACUAUAACUAGUACCAAUUUAACCGAAUCACAGUCUUCCCCAUUGGUGCCAACAUCUAUUGCUACACCGGAAGCAACAGCUACGACUACGACAACAGGAACAAGCACAACUCAUUUGACUAAUUCAACUCUAGCAGGAACAAAAACAACUUCAUCUAACUCUUCAUCAAAUAUUUACUCAUCGCAUGUUUCCACUCCACUUCUUAUCAGCACAGUUAUUCAUUUGCUAGUUAAUUUAACGCAUCAUUUGCCAAAAUUUAUUUUAUCCGAAUUGAAGUUGCAACGUAUUAGUUCAUUGUUGAUGAAUAUAAUUGAUCCAAAUCUUUUACAAGCUAUUAUUCAGCAGGUUGAUAUGUUGAAUCCCAUUGAAAACAUUCCGAUUCAUUCACUAAGACCCAUUGUCGAUUCUAAUAUUACUACAAUAUACUCGAAAAAUUCAUGUAAACAGUUAAUCCAAUGUUAUACUGGUUGUUUACAUGUUUUACGGUGUCAGGCAGCAAUGAACGAAGAAAUUCGUGUAAAUUUAAUUUCGGAUGCUCUUUUUUUAACACGCAUUAUUAAUCUUUUAACCAUUCCAAAAAACUUUAUAAAUGUUAUGGCUCCGUUAUGGCAAGAGAUUUUCUCACUUCUAACCUGCCUACUGGUUAAUUCAAAUGAUGAAAAUUCAAAAAGCUUAAAUUUACGUUUAAUUUUGAAACCAUUAGCCAGUGUACUUCCUGAUUUUCUUGAUAUUAUUCUUACAUUUAUCGAUAAAGCUGAAUUAGAAAUAUCUAAAGAAUGUAAUUAUCAUCAAUCAACAAAAUUUUGUGUCUUUGCUCGCAUAGCCUUGCAUUUAUUGGCAGUAAUAAUGUCACAUCAGCGACCAGUAUCUUCAAAUCCUGUUGUCAGUCGUCUGGAGAAAGACCACACACUGGAGACUUUGAAGUCAAAAACUUCAACUUCUGAUAAACCAGUGAAGGAUAUUGUUUACCUGACUCGAUGUUUAGUACAGUUAUCUAAUUCCCGUCAGUGUUUCUCAUCAACAUAUUCUUCAUGGGAUGGAGUUUCACCUAGGAUGCAAAAUCAGAAUUCAAUGACAAUCAUUAUCAACUACAGAAAAUCCAUUAAUAAUGCUUUGCGAACGCUAAUCGGUAUAUGCCAUGCAUUUAAAAUCACUGCACUUGAAGAUGGUUUUAUAGAAGAACCGAAUUCAUGUGAUUCAAGACGUUCUAUAUCUUCUAAAGGAUCAGUUGAUCAGAAAUGUCAACGUCGCCAACUAGCUCUCUCCGCAUGGCUUAAGCUUUCAGAUGAAAUGAUUUCUAAUUUAGAAAUUUUGCAUAAUCUUGUAUAUAUGUGUUCAGAGGCCAGAAUCCGUGCUAUGGAAUCAGGAGUUAUUCUGUUAAUAAUCAACAUUUGGCCUUUGGCUCUACAAGACUCACGAAUUCUACAUACACUACUUGGUCUGCUAACAAAUUUAACUGCUGAUUGUCCACAAGUUUCAUCUAUUUUGGUUAAUCCUCCUAAUUCAUUGAAAAUUAAUCCAUGUGUAAUUUCCCAGUCAAACCAGAAUACAGGCUCUAAUAGGAGUAACCUUCAAACAAAUAGAUCUCAAAUUUCAACUGUCAAUUCAUCAAAUUCUGUAACGAUAAAUAGUUCAUUUGUUCAAUCAUUGUGUAAUUUAAUUCCAACACACAAUAAAUUGGUAUUAACGGAAUCAAAUAUUGGAUGUUAUACAAACACUCUGAUGACGAAUAUUUAUGGCAAACAAACUAGCAGUACACAUCAAGAAAUUACAUGUAAAUUAGUCUUCCAUUUAUUAGCUAAUAUGGUUUGGGCUACUGAAACACGAUCUUCUCUACUCAAAUUGAAAAUUCUUAACCAAAUAUCAGGAUUAAAUCCACGUACAAUGAUUAAAACUCGUCGGGGUCAUUUUAUGCUUACCCUUUGGUUACAGUUGUUAGUUAAUUUAUCAUUCUCUAAAGAUGGUCAACAGAUAUUGUUUAGUCAACCAAAUCUACCCGUAGUUCUAUACACUGAAAUCAAAUUACUGAUCGGAAACUUAGAUGUUCUUCAGUGUUUUCGUGAUAUACUGCUGGAUUCAAAUUCGGAUUCGAGUUCCUUGUAUUCAAUCACAGUUGUACUGAGUGCUAUUGAAGCUUCAGUGUAUGGUAGUAAAAAGAUUCGUGUAUUUAUGAAGUCAAAUUCUUAUUUACGCCAUUUGACAAAUUUUUGGGAGUUGUAUCAAACUAGAGAUGAAUUCUUGUCUAUUCUCCCAAGAAUUAAAUCACUGAUCACCAAAUUACAAGAGUGA
This is a messenger RNA of Heterobilharzia americana, 6381 nucleotides long. Lineage: Eukaryota; Metazoa; Platyhelminthes; Trematoda; Strigeidida; Schistosomatidae. The record is from the annotation of a GenBank genome assembly.